CAGCUACUCGAGACCUCAAAUUCAAUUUAGAACGAAAUCGAAACCAUUUAAUAUUUAUAUUGAUAUCGGAAUUUGAUUCGGUACAUUUGCAAACGGCGCCUAUUAUGGGCUAUUUGUUGUGAUAUUCGAAGAAUUCUUUCUUUCAAAAAGAAACAUUUUGUGCGACAAAAACAGUGAUUGACAUUUGAUAUAAGUUUUGACUGAAAGGAUUACUCAUUUUACUAGCAGUAUGCCCAAUUGGAGCGUGACCAAUGCUUUUCGCGUGCUCACACGCCGCAAGCCACUGGAGGAUUCCACGGAAUCCAAGUUGGCCAAGGUGCUGUCCGCAUUCGAUUUGACUGCCUUGGGUAUUGGUAGCACCCUGGGAGUGGGUGUCUAUGUGCUGGCUGGUGAGGUGUCCAAGAGUCAUGCAGGUCCUGCGGUGGUGCUGAGUUUCCUCAUUGCUGCCAUCGCCUCGAUCUUUGCGGGUCUCUGCUAUGCCGAGUUUGGAGCACGUGUACCUAAGGCGGGCUCCGCAUACAUCUACAGCUAUGUGACCAUUGGAGAGUUCAUUGCUUUUCUCAUUGGCUGGAAUCUCAUCUUAGAGUACGCAAUCGGUUCCGCGAGUGUCGUCAAAGGGCUGAGCACAUAUCUGGACUCGUUGUGCGGAUAUGCGAUGCGAGACUUUCUCGCUGAGCAUCUGCCCAUGAAUGUCCAGGGUUUGAGUGCGUAUCCGGAUCUGUUUGCCUUCAUUGUCACCAUUCUCUUCUCGUGGGCAAUUGCCUCUGGUGCAAAAGAAUCCACCAGAGUGAAUAACAUAUUCACCAUGCUCAACUUGGGCGUUGUGCUGUUCGUGAUCAUUGCAGGACUCUUCAAGGUUUCCAGCAGCAACUGGAGCAUUCCAAAGUCGCAAGUGCCGGAGGGUUAUGGUAACGGCGGCUUCAUGCCUUACGGCGUCUCUGGCGUCAUUAAAGGCGCCGCAGUCUGUUUCUAUGGCUUCAUUGGCUUCGAUUGCAUUGCCACGGCUGGGGAGGAGGCCAAGAACCCCAAGAAAUCAAUUCCAUUCGCUGUGAUCGUAUCACUGGGCAUGAUCUUUCUUGCCUACUUCGGUGUCUCCACCGUGCUCACCAUGAUGCUGCCGUAUUAUGCCCAGGACGAGAGUGCUCCACUGCCGCAUGUGUUUCGCAUCUAUGGCUGGCAUGUGGCCGAGUAUGUGGUGACUAUUGGUGCCAUGUUUGGACUGUGCGCCAGUCUGAUGGGUGCCAUGUUCCCUCUGCCACGCAUUGUCUUUGCCAUGUCCAACGAUGGACUGUUGUUCAAGUGUCUCGGCGAGAUUAGCACCAAGUACAAGACACCCUUCAAGGGCACCAUGCUCACAGGGUUGUUGUGCGGCAUUCUGGCUGCCAUCUUCAACCUGAGCCAGCUGGUCAACAUGAUGUCCAUUGGUACACUGCUCGCCUACUCCAUGGUGGCCAGUUGUGUGCUCAUGCUGCGCUACGAGGUCGACGAACGUCGUGACAGUCGCAUUCUGGGCAACGGUCGUAUUGCCAUGGGUCAGGAGCAGCCUUGCGCGCUAUGGCGACGUCUGCUCAAUCUCAAUGGUCAGACGAUAUCCACCAGGCAGACAGCGCGCAUUGUCACCGGCACCGUGACAAUGUUCUCCAUUUGGAGCUUUGUAUUCUCGCAAUUUCUGACCAAAUUCGAGGAGGAUUUGGCCAACACCACGCAGUUGGAUGUCUGGCUGCUAAUACUCGCCAGCAUACCUCUCAUACUGAUGCUGUACAUCAUCUCGCGCCAACCCACCUCGGGUGUGCAGCUGUCAUUCAAGGUGCCUCUAGUGCCUUGGGUGCCCGGUGUUUCCAUACUGAUCAACAUCUAUCUGAUGAUCAAACUGGAUAUCUUGACGUGGGUGCGCUUCAGCAUAUGGAUCAGUAUUGGACUGGCGAUCUAUCUGUCGUAUAGCAUACGACACAGUCGUCUACGCCAGCGAGAACAGCGAAACAAUUCCAUUGCCAUGAUGCGGGAUGCCAGCGAUACUGCGCUGCUCAGUCAGGAGCGUUCCAAAUACGGCAACGAAGUGCCGCUGAUAUUGAUGCACAGCUCCUCCUAAGUGCUCUGAUAUUUUGUAUUUUACUGCAAACACAACAAAAGAAAAGAUAUUUGUAUUAAGCCUAAGACUAAGUUGCACUCUUUAUCAUCACACACACAUGCACAAACACACUUCACACACACAGCAUACUUCACUUCACAAGCAACGCUCUCAUAUUUAUUAUGUAUGUGAAUAUACGUAAAUUAUGUCGUGCUCGAAAUGCUUCUACCAUCAUAUUUAAUAAUUAUAAAUAGAAACCAAAAAUUGUUUACAAACUACAGUAAGAAAAGCUUGAAGCAAUAAACUAGUUGAAAAUAGCAUUAAA
Molecule: messenger RNA, 2393 nt
Organism: Drosophila nasuta
Lineage: Eukaryota; Metazoa; Arthropoda; Insecta; Diptera; Drosophilidae
Product: cationic amino acid transporter 2
Exons: 5
Coding region: 230-2089 (619 amino acids)
Biological process (GO): L-ornithine transmembrane transport; L-arginine import across plasma membrane
Cellular component (GO): plasma membrane
Molecular function (GO): L-ornithine transmembrane transporter activity; L-lysine transmembrane transporter activity; L-arginine transmembrane transporter activity
Source: RefSeq, a predicted model, not a curated record